AUGUACCUGAUCGACCAACUGCCUCGCCAUGCGGCAGCUUCUUCCCAACCACAGAGAUUCCAUAUAGCGCUGGAUCGCUUCAAUCUCCAGAGAUCUACAAACCAACCCUCCGAGGCAGAAGACCCAGAUGGUCCACCGCCCGAUCCUAUGCAGCAAUCACGCCCGUCCUCAACCACUGUAGGUCUGGUCAUCCAUGCUGCUGCAGACGGCAUCGCUCUUGGAGCCUCGUCAACUGCUUCGUCGCGAAGGCUGGGAUUCAUCGUCUUUGUGGCCUUGAUGAUUCACAAGGCUCCCGCAGCGUUUGGCUUGACUUCGGCAUUGCUCAAACAAGGCCUCUCCAAGAGAAGAGCGCGAAACCACCUCGUUGUAUUUAGCUUGGCUGCACCAAUCGGCGCCUUGUUGACCUGGGCUCUUGUCAACAUAUUCGAGGGAGGCAUUGGCCAGAACGAACAUGGCACUCGUUUCUUCACCGGUUUGCUAUUGUUGUUUUCGGGGGCACCUUCUUGUAAGUUGACGCAAGCUGUCUGA
Molecule: messenger RNA, 528 nt
Organism: Aureobasidium vineae
Lineage: Eukaryota; Fungi; Ascomycota; Dothideomycetes; Dothideales; Saccotheciaceae
Source: the annotation of a GenBank genome assembly